Messenger RNA from Ornithodoros turicata, 2249 nucleotides. RefSeq lists its product as uncharacterized. The transcript is spliced from 13 exons. Bases 370 to 2079 code for a protein of 569 amino acids. NCBI's taxonomy places the organism in Eukaryota, Metazoa, Arthropoda, Arachnida, Ixodida, Argasidae. The record is from RefSeq and is a predicted model, not a curated record.
CGUGAUCGGCGCAUGGUGAAGAAAAACGAAGAGCGACAAAGAACAGGCCCAGCCAUUCUGGUACCCGGCACAGUCCACCAACUAUUCCGGAAUCUACUGGACGGACACUCAGAAGAGUCAGUGGACUUCCGGGUACGAUUCGAAGGCUGAUGGCAGGCGUGUCCGGAACGAGGGAGUUGUGGCAGCGAUGGGGGUGUCUGUCUGAGCAGUGACGUCCGCGGUGCGAUGUGAACACGACCAUCAAGGACCAGGCUGUAUCUGGUUCUUGCGGCGAUCGUCACCGCCACGCUAGCGGCAGCCGCGUUCCUCAUAAUCUACGGCGCACCUUCCUCUGGUGAAGUUGCACAUACGCAACCGACGACAGAGGAGAUGGUAUAUACGGAACAACGUUAUUUUACCGUGUGCACCGAAGGCGCACCGAAAACGACAACGCUAUCGACAAAGCCUUCGGUUACGACAAAAGCUUCCGUGCGUCACCUUUCAUUCACUAAAAGCAAGAGUACGCAUAAGACAAUUACCACUUUACGAAACGGACGCACGAAGAGAGAAGAAAGACUGACCACAUUCACCUCAAGGAGAAGAUCCAGGACACGAGUGACUACGACAAGGCCGCCUUCGAGGUCUUCUCGUCGAAGACGGCGUUGGAGAGCGAAGACAGGAGCGACGACAUUGAGAACCACGGUAUCUGUACGCGUGCCAAGAUGGAACACCAGUGGAAACGCGAACGCCACCACCGCAGCCACCACUACUACGCCAGUCCAGACUGCUACAGCUACGCCAGUCCACACCACCACGAAGACAAGUCCUUCCACCACAAGCACUGAAAGGACAACACCUACAAUAACUUAUUCUACUUCUUCCUCACAAGCAAGUUCUACUAGUGCGUUGACGUCGAAAGAAAUUAAAAUUUCAACGCUAACCACAGAGACCACCACGACCACAAGCCGUCCACUUUCAAGUUCGACGUUGGUAUGCACAGUUGGGAGACACGCGACAACGAAAACGGUCUACCCCUCGGAUGGAGUUUGCGCUUACAUCUUAUUCGAUUCAGUCACAAUGAACAACAGCCUGGAGUUCGCGGAAGGUUACAGCGGUACUCCUCCCGGUACCUUCAGCCGUUUUGUCGCAGCAGCCUACGACGCAAGAGUGUCAUCCUACGGCAUAGCCGUUAGUCACAGGAACGCUGAUCACUGCUUGGAAGGCCUAAAUACUACCGAGGGGGGAAGUGCCUUCAAGCAACUGUGGGACAAGAAUAUCCGUCAGCAUGGCAUCCUAGACAUUCCCAUCAGUGACGACGAUUCGCCCGUGUCAGAUGCCUCUGGAUUGGCUGCCAUCGUGGGUCUUCUAAAGAUGUUCAAAGAGCUGCAACAUCGUUACAGCGACGGACCUGGAAGUUACAUCUUCACUGGAGUUUCCGCCCCACACCGUUCAACUGCAGGGCUGUACUCAGAUUACAAUUGGAGGCUAAAUCUCCUGCUCAGCGAUGCUCCGAUCAACGCCCUCAUCCUCAACUCUCAUUUCACGGAGAAGGACGGUGGAACCGGCUGCCAAAUGACAGGGCCCAACACCUGGGACCGCGUGCAUAGCCCUAAAAAGCCAACCAUGCUAUCCGCUGUGGAACUGCUGCAAACGUUGGAUCUCCCACAGAACGUGAAGCCUUUCUUGUCUCUGACAUUGGCUGGGAGGCUGUACAACUCACCGAAGCCAUUUGACAACGACCAGCUUGAGGCGGGCAACACUUGCGGUGACGUCACAGAGGACUACCUAGACAGUCCGGAACGGGCGUGUCUGAAUAAAGCCACCUACGUUUGGAAGGAUCGUAAAGGCAUUCAAACAUGGGCAGUUCACAACGAAGGAUCCUGGGUGUUCGUUUUCGACACAAACGUCACCGUACGUUCAAAGAUGUGCCAUGUAGCUCACGCCGACCUCCCCCGUCCAACAGGAUGGGCAGCGUACGACAUCGAAUUUUCGGACGUGCAAAACUCCUGCGGCGACGUCACCUUCACUGACGGCUUUGCCAUCCUCCACUGGAUACUUAAUUUCAUCGUCCGGUCAUUCCGUCAGAACGAGAGGUGUUAACAGCGGGGAGGCGUUCCAUAACGAGCGUGUGACGACGCAUUUCCAAAUUCUUAACGAAGGAACUUAUAAUGCACGGGUACUCGCCAGCUUAUAUGAAUAUAUUAUUGAUCGUGCAAUAGGUUCAUAUAUGGCAACAUAUUGUCGUUAAUAUAUACAUGAACCCAACUAUU